Molecule: messenger RNA, 2137 nt
Organism: Oryza brachyantha (malo sina)
Lineage: Eukaryota; Viridiplantae; Streptophyta; Magnoliopsida; Poales; Poaceae
Product: receptor-like serine/threonine-protein kinase At2g45590
Exons: 1
Coding region: 1-1977 (658 amino acids)
Biological process (GO): protein phosphorylation
Molecular function (GO): protein kinase activity; ATP binding
Source: RefSeq, a predicted model, not a curated record
AUGCCGUCGCGGCAGCUCGGCGCCGCGGCGUCCCCGCCGCCGGCUGCGGAGGAGAAGGCCGUGGUCGACGGGCUGCGGUCGCACCCGCGGCGCCACGCCGCGGGAUCAGCGGUUGGCGCGGCGGCGGGGGCGGCGGUGGUGUUGGUGGUGGUGGGUCUGGGCCUGGGUCUGUUCGUGUGGCUGCGGCGGGGGAGGAAGCGUGGGGCGCCGGGGGCGGCGGCGAGCACGCAGCCGGCGGCCGCGCUGCGGAGGCUGUCGUACCAGCAGCUGAGGCGCGCGACGGGAGGGUUCGUGGCGGGGAGCAAGCUCGGGCAGGGAGGGUUCGGGCCCGUGUUCCGCGGCGCGCUGCCGAGGUCGGGGCAGCCCGUGGCCGUCAAGGUGAUGGAUGCCGCGGGUUCCCUCCAGGGCGAGCGGGAGUUCCACAACGAGCUCUCGCUUGCCUCCCACCUCCUCGGCUGCGGCCACGGGUCGCCGUCCAUCCUCCUGCCGUUCGCGUACUCGCUAUCCGCACAGCCGCGGCGCCGCCGGAUGAUGCUCGUGUACGACCUCAUGCCGAACGGGUCGCUCCAGGACGCGCUGCUCGGGAAGAGGUGCCCCGAGCUGGUGUCUGAGUGGCCGCGGCGGCUCGCCGUGGCCCGUGACGUGGCCGCGGCGCUCCAUUACCUACAUUCCAUUGCGCAACCACCAGUGAUCCAUGGAGAUGUGAAGCCCAGCAAUGUGUUGCUGGAUGGUGAGCUCCGUGCUCGCCUCUCAGAUUUUGGCCUCGCGCAGAUCAGGUCAGAGGAAGACGAUGAAUUAGAGAGUGCUGCAAUUGGGGGCAAUGCGAAUGAAAUUAGCAAUCCUUCUGGUGGAUGUGAUGAUGAUAUGUCUGUCGCUGAUGAGAGUGCUACUGCUGUUGUUGUCAAUGGGGAAGGCAAUGCUGCCAAGUCUCCGGAAGAUGAUGAGGGGUUCACCAUGGCUUCUCCUGCAGAAGCAGCAUCCACUUCAGGAUGUGAUAAGACUAGUGUUGGUAGCGGAUUUAAUGGCCGAAGCUGCAAUGGUGGAGGUGCUGCAGGAUCAGGUGCUGGGAAUGACUGGUGGUGGCGUCAGGACAAUGGUGGUGGUUCUGGUGGUGUCAAAGACUAUGUAAUGGAAUGGAUUAGGUCGGAGAUCAAGAAGGAGCGGCCAAAGAACGAUUGGAUUGCAGGAGCAUCUACAACCACCCCCGCCACCACAACAGAGAGAAAGAAGACAAAGCGCAGGGCAAGAGAAUGGUGGCGUGAGGAGUAUGCUGAUGAGCUCACCAAGAAACAAAAAAGGCGAGCACUUGCUAAGUCAAGGAGCGAGGUUGGUCCAACUGCUAGCAUGCAGUGGUGGGAGAGGGAUUGUGACUUAGAGGAGAAGGGACGAUCAAGGUGGAGAAUGAUGAGAAGCUGGAGCCGCAGGAGCAGCAAUGGCAAUGCCAGCAUUGACUGGUGGGUUGACGGUGUGAGAAGGAGCAGUAGGGAUUGGGCUAGUGGGGAAUUUGUGCCCAAGAGUGGUGGAGCAGUGAGCAGCACACCAAGCAUGCGUGGCACAGUCUGCUAUGUUGCACCUGAAUAUGGUGGUGGUGGACCUUUAUCAGACAAAUGUGACAUUUACAGCUUCGGCGUUUUGUUGUUAGUUCUUAUCUCUGGACGCCGCCCACUCCAAGUGACAGCCUCACCCAUGUCAGAGUUUGAGAAGGCAAGUCUCAUUUCAUGGGCAAGGCAUCUUGCCCGUGUUGGCCGCUUGCUUGAUCUUGUAGACCCUGCGCUGCGGGAUGUUAACCGUGAUCAGGCGCUCCUAUGCAUUACAGUUGCACUCCUGUGCAUCCAGAGAUCGCCAAGUCGCCGCCCAUCAAGUGAGGAGGUGCUUGAAAUGCUAUCUGGUGAGGGUGAACCACCAAAUCUCCCAGUAGAGUUCUCACCAUCACCCCCUGGUGGCUUUCGUUUCAGGUCCCGCAGGAAAGGUCGGUGAGUUCAGUUUGUUGGUUAGAUGAAAUAGGUAGUGUUACUUUUCUACUCCUAUGCUUUCCUCAUCUUGUACACUACUAAUUUGUGUACACUACCACUAAUUUAUCUGUUGAAUUGAUUUGUUUAUAAAGAUCUUGAUUGGAAAGGUGGCAGUUUCGAUUUCA